Messenger RNA from Gryllus bimaculatus (two-spotted cricket), 531 nucleotides. The record is from the annotation of a GenBank genome assembly. Lineage: Eukaryota; Metazoa; Arthropoda; Insecta; Orthoptera; Gryllidae.
GCCCGCCGCCGAUGUGCGGCCGCCUAAACGGCCUCCUCCGCCUCACUCCUCGCCGCCCGCUGCCGCCGCCCCCACCGCUGCCGCCGCCGCCGCCGCCGCCGAGGACCCCGAGCGCCGCUGCCUGAGGUGCGGGGACGCGUGCCCGGGCUUCGCGCCGCACUUCUGGAGUUAUUAUAAGUCUUUAAAAUAUGAUGAAAUUCAUCAUAAAAUUCAAGAUAAAUAUCAUGUUAACAUUGCCCAAAAUAACCUGAUUCAACAAUCAGUAACGUGUCCUGAUAAUCACAAACUUCCAACACAACAAAGAAUUGCAAUUUUACAAAGUUCGAAGAUCACUAUAAAAAUUAAGCUUCAAGAAAACAAAAAGUUAGUUGAUACAUUUUGUAAUAAUUUCAACAUUCUUCAUUUCACCGGACAAAACUCGUGCAACAUUAAUAAAAUGAGUACAAUUUUUAUAACAAUGGAAUGUGACAUCUUUUAUCUAAAGAAGAAAAAUUUCCAGCGAACUAAAUUGCAGCCGGUCAUAAAUACGUA